AUGGGUAAGGAAGAGAAGGCUCACAUCAACGUCGUCGUUAUCGGCCACGUCGAUUCCGGCAAGUCGACCACCACUGGUCACUUGAUCUACCAGUGCGGUGGUAUCGACAAGCGUACCAUCGAGAAGUUCGAGAAGGAGGCUGCCGAGCUCGGCAAGGGUUCCUUCAAGUACGCGUGGGUUCUUGACAAGCUCAAGGCCGAGCGUGAGCGUGGUAUCACCAUCGACAUUGCCCUCUGGAAGUUCGAGACUCCCAAGUACUAUGUCACCGUCAUUGACGCCCCCGGUCACCGUGACUUCAUCAAGAACAUGAUCACUGGUACUUCCCAGGCCGACUGCGCCAUUCUCAUCAUUGCUGCCGGCACUGGUGAGUUCGAGGCUGGUAUCUCCAAGGAUGGCCAGACUCGUGAGCACGCCCUGCUCGCCUACACCCUCGGUGUCAAGCAACUCAUUGUUGCCAUCAACAAGAUGGACACCACCAAGUGGUCUGAGGCCCGUUACGAGGAGAUCAUCAAGGAGACCUCCAACUUCAUCAAGAAGGUCGGCUACAACCCCAAGACUGUUGCCUUCGUCCCCAUCUCCGGUUUCCACGGCGACAACAUGCUUGCCCCCACCACCAACGCUCCUUGGUACAAGGGUUGGGAGAAGGAGACCAAGGCCGGCAAGUCCACCGGCAAGACCCUCCUUGAGGCCAUCGACUCCAUCGACCAGCCCAAGCGCCCGACAGACAAGCCCCUCCGUCUUCCCCUCCAGGAUGUCUACAAGAUCGGUGGUAUCGGCACUGUGCCCGUCGGCCGUAUCGAGACUGGUGUCCUCAAGCCCGGUAUGGUCGUUACCUUCGCUCCCUCCAACGUCACCACUGAAGUCAAGUCCGUCGAGAUGCACCACGAGCAGCUCACUGAGGGUCUUCCCGGUGACAACGUUGGUUUCAACGUGAAGAACGUUUCCGUCAAGGACAUUCGCCGUGGCAACGUCGCCGGUGACUCCAAGAACGACCCCCCUGCCGGCGCUGCUUCCUUCAACGCCCAGGUCAUCGUCCUUAACCACCCCGGUCAGGUCGGUGCUGGCUACGCCCCCGUCCUCGACUGCCACACUGCCCACAUCGCCUGCAAGUUCUCCGAGAUCCUCGAGAAGAUUGACCGCCGUACCGGAAAGUCUGUUGAGAACAACCCCAAGUUCAUCAAGUCUGGUGACGCUGCCAUCGUCAAGAUGGUUCCCUCCAAGCCCAUGUGUGUUGAGGCUUUCACCGACUACCCCCCUCUGGGACGUUUCGCCGUCCGUGACAUGCGUCAGACCGUCGCUGUCGGUGUCAUCAAGUCCGUUGACAAGUCCGCUGCCACCUCCGGCAAGGUCACCAAGUCCGCUGCCAAGGCCGCCAAGAAAUAA
Colletotrichum spaethianum is the source of this 1383-nucleotide messenger RNA. Its product is annotated as translation elongation factor EF-1 alpha. Lineage: Eukaryota; Fungi; Ascomycota; Sordariomycetes; Glomerellales; Glomerellaceae. Gene Ontology annotation, biological process: translation; translational elongation. Gene Ontology annotation, molecular function: GTPase activity; GTP binding; translation elongation factor activity. The coding region runs from base 1 to 1383 and encodes 460 amino acids. The transcript is spliced from 5 exons. The record is from RefSeq and is a predicted model, not a curated record.